AUGCUGAGUAGCAUUAGUCUCCGUUACAGAUCUAAAAAAUCAGAGCCGCUCAAAUCUCACCAGUCUUCUUUCGUUCUUCUCUGUGGGAGCUGCUAUCGAGAGCUUCUAUAUUUUCCGGUCGACCUUGAUCGAAGCCAUCUGCUGCCUCCAUAUCCAACGCCGACACCUGCUAUCUCCAUCUCCAACACAGGAAUGGGAAAAAAGAAGUAUAUUUAUUGGAAUACGAUCAGGCCUUGGUCAGAUCUUACUCAUGAUGUGCUUUUAUUAGUUAUGAUGAAGCUUGGAAUUGUUGAGUUUCUUGUAUUCAGCAGAGUUUGUAAGGCAUGGAGAUCACUGGCAGUUUCUAACAAGAAAAAGUUUCUGGGCUCCAGAGAACCAAUGUGCGUAUCUCUCACUAUUAAUGAUCCUAACGAUAAGGACUGCAAUCUUGUUGGCAGGACAAUUGUUGGAGUAACUUGUGGUUACUUAAUAUUAUUUGGCGAGAAAACCUCCGACUUCUGGCUUCUGAAUCCUAUCACAAGCCAUGACCUUCAUUUCCCUGAUAUCCCCUAUGAUUUACUUCAUUGCCCUGGAAAUCACAGGGGUAUCCUAGUCUAUUCACCAUCAAUAUCCGGAUACGUGUUUGUUCUGUUUAAUCGAUGCUAUAAUCAUAAAAUAUGGUUUUGUAUAGCGGGUACACGAGAAUGGACUUUUGUCUACACCGACCUUUACCCCAUUCAUGAUUUAAUUGCUUUCAAGGGGAAGAUAUAUACUGCACACUCUGUUCAUGGAUCAGAUAAAGUGAGGCUAUGUGAAAUGAAACUCUAUCCAAACCCUAAAUUGGUGUUACUCGAGACCUAGAGUUUUUCAGAACCAAAUUUCAAACGUCCCGGAUUUGUGACUUCUGGUGAAAAUCUUUAUUUGAUAGAUAUUACAGUUUCAGAACAUCCUUACAAGAUUCAUGAAAUAGAUCUUGACAAAAUGAAAUGGGUGUCACGUGAAAAUAAAGGAAAACAAUAUUCCUUCUUUCUUUACGAUUUUAAGUUAUGUGAUGACCACUUACAAUAUGGGCGAUAUGUUUUUAAUGGUCAGAAUGGAAAGGAUGUGCCGGCUAAAGCAACAAGCAUGUGGUAUUUCUUCUUUGAUUGUUUGAAUGUUGAUCGCAUACAUGAC
This is a messenger RNA of Lactuca virosa, 1152 nucleotides long. Lineage: Eukaryota; Viridiplantae; Streptophyta; Magnoliopsida; Asterales; Asteraceae. The record is from the annotation of a GenBank genome assembly.